Molecule: messenger RNA, 8277 nt
Organism: Ostreococcus lucimarinus CCE9901
Lineage: Eukaryota; Viridiplantae; Chlorophyta; Mamiellophyceae; Mamiellales; Bathycoccaceae
Exons: 3
Molecular function (GO): calcium ion binding
Source: RefSeq, a predicted model, not a curated record
AUGAUGCGCGGUGGACCGUUUAAACUCCAGAACGCCGACCCCGAGGCGGCGGCGACGGAGAAAAUGAAGAAGGAAGCCAUCGCGCGCGUGAAAUCGUGGGUCGAGGCGCGCCUGCCGAGUGAACACCUGACGAAUCGCGAUGCGGUGGUGGACGUGAGCGAGGUGCAGUGCGGGGACCCGAAUUGCGCGCCGAUCGACGCGGUGGUGAGGAUCAUUUACAGGGAGUCGUGCGGGACGAUCUUCGGAAUUCCGUGCGAAGUGCAAGACGUGGAGGAGGAAGACAUCGAAUCGCAGAUGCCGCCGCCGGGAGUGAUCGAGGAUUGGUAUCUGGGGAAGCCGACGCCGUGGCCGCCGGAACCGGAACCGCAGGAGCCGGGACCGGUGCCGACGGACGCGUUGCGGUUCGCGGUGGGCGACCGCGUACGGUGCCGCAUCGGACCGGGCGAAGAUGGAUGGGCCGCGGGGACGGUCGUCGCGCAUUGGUAUCGCGGAAGCACGUGGCCGACGGGACAGUACGCACCGUAUCAAGUGCAGCUCGAUCACGACGUGCGAACGACAGAACCCGAGGCAGAGGUCGAAGACGCCACGGACACUUCCGUCGAAGACGCGACGAAAGAAGUCGAAGCUGAGGUCGUCGAACCUCACCGAGUGAUGACACCCGAGGCCAUCGAGACGAAGAAGGCAGACGUGGACUCGGACGACGAAGCGCUGGCGGAAAUGACGCGCGUGUUGCAAACUUCUUUGAGUCCGCGCGCCGCGGCGCUCAUCGCGAAGGGCUUUGUUGAUCUAGGAGUGGAGUCACCGAGAGAUUUGCGCCGCGCUGUGGCGAAACGAUCGAGCGCGAUGAUUGGCAUCGAAGCGCUCGCAACGAUCUUCAACGGAUUGAUGUGUUUCAGUUUGUUCUCGCUCGCAGCCGCGGCUCAGUUCUCCGACUUCUUCAUACCGAGCUUCUGGAAUUACGUCGUGACGUUGUUAGGCAUGGUUGGUGCCGCAAUCUUCGCAGUCGAGGCGGGCGCGCAUCUCUUCAUCACCGCCGUCUACGUGUACAGCACGAUUCGAUUCGAGACGACUGAUUUGAGAAAGUUCGUGCAAUCCAUGCAACGGAUCGGCGAUAACGAUCACAUCAUCGGUGUCGUACCGCAAUCGUCAACCAUCAAGCGCGCGUCCACGCUCGUUCACGUCGUGAACGUGUUGAAUAACCUUCGCGACGCGUUGCAUUCCGAAGCCGAAAUCAUCACGCCGACGCACAAGAGCACUUUGCACAACUUGGCGGCGUACUUCGAGUACUCCAACGCUCAAGCGAAGCAAGGUUUCAAACCAGAGGACUAUGGGCUUGACUCGAAACAGUGCAUGGCAAUUGCCUCUCUGUUUUCUGAAUGGGACACUGACGGAAGCGGAACGCUGCGCAGCGAGGAGCUCUCAAAGCUCCUUCGCUCGCUCGGCGACGACACGAUCAAUGACAUGGACGUCAACAUGGCCAUGCGCAUCCUCGACAAGAACGAGACCGGUGAGAUCGACUUCGGUGAAUUCGUCAAGUGUAAUCCGACGCUCGACGCGCGCGACGCGACGCCACCAUCGACGUCCGCGCCCGAUGCGGCGGGCGCCCGCGUCGAGCUUCGAUCCGCCGAGACGAUCGACGUCCCGCGCGUGAUGAAUUCGAUGUUUGACGAGGGCAGGGACGGGGAUUUGGUGUUUUCGUGGCAGUUGAUGUCGGGCACCGCGAAUGCGGGCGAAAGCAGCAGACGCGAAGCGACGAACGCGUUCUUCGACGCGUUUUCGGAGACGUACGCGCGGUGGGAACCGGCAAGGGCUAGGGGUGCAGAUGAAGGGGACGAUUCAGACGUCGGGUGCGCGGUCGCGCAUCCUCGCGCGGUGACGCUCGCGGCGGUGGAGGACGCCGCGGGUCUGGGGGAACGGUUGGAGCGUGCGCUCACGGGCACUGUCGACGUCGGUGGAAUCGAGCAGAGGAUGGCGAGCAUUGGUGUAGAAACCUUUCGAGCUCUGGAGAUUAUGUCGAGGUCGGCGCACAACAGAGUGUUCAUGGAGCAGUGCGGGGCGAGUCGCGCGUUGGCAAACGCGUGCAAAACGUGCGCGCAGCGAAUGUUGACGUUCAGCGCGGGGGCGGCGUCGGCUUCAAAAGAAAAUUCAAUCGAGGCUGGAGCGCUGUUGGAAGCGUUGCAGCACGUCGUGGAGCACGCGGUGAAUGUGAUUGAUUCUUUCUUGGGCGACGCUUGGGCACUUCGUUCGUUCAACGAAAACGGCGCUUUGUUGGCUUUAAUUGAAGUAUUACGUGCGGAAAAAGUGGUCGUUGGUCGUGUCCACGGUGACGUCCGUAAGAUGGCAAUUUCAAUAGAGCGAAUGGCCAUGCGCGCGAUCGGGCGCGUCAUGCACGGCGAUGCCGCCGUACAAAAGAGCAUAGCAGGAGCAGGAGGCUUGGAUAUUUUUUUUGAAGGCGUGUACCCAAUCGAGGCUGACGUCAGCGUCGAUAUCGCGGGGUUCGAGACGUCGCUCAUGAAUCUCGAAAUAUCGCACACGCUACUUGCUGGUAAUAAGUCCAACGUUGAGCGCGCUCAAGGCAUUGGUUUGUUUACGCGAGUGGCCCGUCUGAUGCGCGCGGCGAAUGAUUUGAGCGAAACACUCGUCUCAGAUGAGGCGAGCACGUCAACGACGGAAGGCGAAGUCGCUGGUGUUCCAUGGAGCGCGCAGCUCUUAGACGACUCCCUACGUUGUCAUGAAGUCAUCAUCACGGACGGAUAUCCUAGUGAGGUGAUUAAGAGACUGUUGAAAUUCGUCCAUCAAGACACCAGCGCCGCUGGCGGUUGGGCAAGUAAAGGAGCGAGGGAAAUGAUCUUAAAAUGUCUCUUCGAUUCGAUUAUUGAAGCGUGCUCGAGUUCAAAAGAGUCAUUCAAGAGCGAUUCAGAGUGUGUGAGAUUUAGAGCACACGUGUUACGCUUUUUUAGUGACGCCAUCGAUAUAGAUCCCGCGGUCUUGCGCGUGAUGCGUCAAGCACGCGCGUGGGACAUGUUGUUAGACGCCGAUACGUACGGCGCAAUUCCUUCAGUGGAUCACAAAAAUGAAUAUGAAUCGGUGUCAGAGAGCACGACGUCGAUCUUACGGCGUCGUGUACAAAUUCAAACCGCGGCGUUACUUCUCAAAGCUUGUCAAAUUGCCGCCGAAUUGUCUGAUUGUGUGGACGAAUGCAACGUUCUGAUCGGCACCAUCACGACGAGAGCAAUACAGCCGUCGGUUGCGAUUCGGCUUUGUCGCGUUCUAGAGCUUCUGCUAAUCGAUUCGUCGCACAGUGUGUGUAAAGCGUUAUCCGAGGUGGAAGCUCCAGGUCGACUUGCGGGGGCGUUGAACGCGCAAUUGAAAUGCUGGGGGUGUGACCAGGUAGCGUUCAUCGGUGAAGUAGGAGCGACAGCGAACUCCGCUGCUUUUGGUUCUACACUAAGCGCACUGAGGGCGUGUCUGAAUGGUCCGGACGUGCUCGCGGCGUCGGCACUCAACAACGAUGGUGUUUCUGACUUGAUUUUCAACGAGCUUUUGUGGACAAACACGACUCGCGAUUUAGCCAUAUCGGCCGUCGUAUCUUUGGUGGGGUUGCGUCUGCACGCUCCAUCACCUCACGCCAGCGGCGCGCAUCGUGAAGCAUGGUCAAGCGUGGCGCGCCGAUUCAUCCAGGCCCUUCCCCGUGCACGAGGUACCGAUAUCACGUUGUUAUCGGCGAUGCUUUCUGGGUUGCGUCAAAUGUUGAACAAUCCAAACGGCUCCGGAGACAGUCUGCGAGAAUGGAUAUCGUCUGAAGACGGCGCAGAGUUUGUACAAAUCGUUGCGCUUUGCGAUGGUGACGCUGGUGAAGAGGUUGGGUUGGAUGUCAUAGCGACGUUACAGGCAGUGAUCUCUAACUCGCAUUCGUCAGCCUCAACGUUUGAGCGCUCAGUUGGAUACGACACAUUGAUUGACGCCAUACAGUGCGCUCGCGGCGCGGGUCCAGUAUCCAAACCUCUGUUCGACGCCCUCAUGAGCUUUGUUAUUGAUGACGACUAUGGCACAGGGGGCGAGUCCAGCGGCAUCGCUUUGCGGAACGCUAAGGCGCUACAAAUGCUGCUCACUCUGAUAGGAAACCUCGGCGCGUCUGACGAGUUAAAGGAUGAGCUUCUCAAGGCUUUUAAGCAGAUGUUGUCAGCGUCUGUGACGUCAAAAGCCACCGCAGAUGCGGCUGGUGUUUUAGACUUCUGUCUUCAAUGGUACGUGGAUGCGAAUCGCCGGCAAGCAGUACUCGAAGUCAUCGCGCUUUGCAGCUCGUUUUCAAUGUCCACCAAGCACGUGCGUCAAAUAUUCCGUCUGUUGCAGGGCGACUCCAUUUCAGCGGACGAUCAAUUGCAGCUGCUCCGGGUCCUACAGCACUCCGCAAAGCGAGUUGGUCCUUCUACAUUUUUCGAUUUCACUGGACCUGGUUGCGGGAUUCACGUUAAUAAACAACUAACUCUUCCAGUACGAAACGGCUACACCGUCUCGAUGUGGUUCCGCAUCGAGCGGUUUCCGGAGUACGGCGGUCCAGUGCCGCUGUUUUCUUUACUAUCGGGCGCUGGUAACGGCAUUUUAGGAGAGUUACAUGCGAACAAGCUCACGCUUGGCAUUCGAGGAUCCACGGGCACAGUUGAUACCGCGUCGAUCGACAUCACAGUACGAGAGAACGAGUGGACUUUCUUAACGAUUGUGCACCUUCCGGUGCGAAUGUCGCAACCCCUGGUUCGUGUCUUCCUCGAUGCUGGCAUGGUUGGUCAGGCGAAGUUGCGUUACCCGAUCAAGUCCACGGAAGCGAUAUCGUAUUGUCGCAUUGCUUCCGUGACGUUCGACGUUAGCCUAGAGAACGCGCACGUCAAGGUGUCACCGUUUUUCGGCCAACUGGGUUCGACGCAUAUAUUCGAUGAUGCCCUUUCGCAACCGGCGAUUGCGAUGAUUCAUGCACUCGGUGCAGAUUAUGUCGGACGUUUUAAGUCAACAGAAUCGCAAACGGAAAGAAUCCUUCAGGCAAUCAGCGUGAACGCUGUCGAGGCUCGCGAUACUCGCGAGUAUCUCGCCGAUCAUCGACUGAUUAGUAUAAGCGCAGUCACCGUCGCCGGUCGAAGCGCUCAGUCGGAGGUGUACGACGUGAACGAAUAUGAUUUGAUCGGAGGGGCGAAAGUUUGCGUCACAAACUCAGUCAAAGACGUCGUGCACUGCCUCGGUGGUGUUCAAGUCGUUCUUCCAAUCUUUUCUGACAUCCUGCACGCCGCCGAGACGUCGAAACGGCGACAAAUUGUUUGCGAAGGGGUUCAUCUGCUCGUUGCUUUACUCGAUGGAAGCAGACUCAAUCAAGUUACGUUAACGUUGUGUGAUGGGUACGCCUUGAUUGCAAAUCUUCUGCGAGAGAAUGCAACGACUUUACUCUGUCCAGAUUUACUCCCAGCACUCGACAGGCUUCGUCGUGCGGGCGGGAUCGAGCACGAAUCGGCAUCGGCACGCAUCGUCGUUGAUUUGCAUCUUUGGUCCCUCGCCGAUGACGCCACUCAAAAAGCGCAUGGCGAGUACUUGUUGAGUUUGGCGACCAAACACUCGGAUGGAUUACGAUUUCAUUUGCCAACAAGUGAUCUCAUCGAUGCCCUCGAUUUCACUCCAGGUGCGAGUGGAACGUCUCGUCGUCGAGUUUUGUUGGACGUGUUGAAGCAGCUUGUUAUCGACGCCCCGAAUCAGAUGAUUGAGGAAACUGCGGAAACUAUCGUUCACGUCAUCGAAGAAUGUGCCGACGAAGACACCGUUGGUGAUGUUCUGCGCUGGCUAGUUAACUGCAUGCAACCGGGUGAGGAAGUUCAGCCCACGCUCUACCAGGCUUUCACCAAGCUCGGCGGACCACUGCUGGCGCUAUCGCCUUUGAGCAGGAGCUCCAGGCGAGUCCGCUCUUUCGCUCUUCUGUGGCUUGCAAACUUGAUGCCUCCGCUCGAGGCUUCGAGCAAGAGUUCUGGGGGUGCCUCUCAUAUAUCUGCUGCUUUCGGCGCGGCCGCUGGUGCGCUGACUGCCACUCUCGGCGGCAAGUUCACGGCGACAGCGAGUCAGGAUUUUGAAGUCGGCUUUUUCACUGCAGUCGCGAACGCCCUCGAAAAAUUCCCCCUCGAUAUCGCUGAAUCCCGCUCGGCGCUCUUUGAGCUUUUACUUGGUGGCCAGGCGCUACCAGCGGAAAAAGUAGCCGAAAGGUUGAACAGGGAAAAGAAUUCAUCCGUGCGAGCUGCGGCUGGCAGGCUCUUUGCCAAAGUCACAGGCCACGGAAACGACGCGCAAACCAAAGAUAAGGAGUGUAUUAGCGUUGGUGUACCCGGUAUAGUCAAUGCAGGCGCCGCUGGGGUGUUGCUUCGACUGAUGAAUUCAAGCGAUAAUGCGGAAAUGCGUUUAAGCGUGCUCGAGCUGCUUCUCCAACUCGUGGAAGGUGCAAGCGUGAACGCACAGGCUGUGCUGGAGCAGCGAGGCUGGCAGACUUGGAUCCUCCCCAUCCUCAAAGACCACAGUGACGAAACGCAAAACGACGAGAAAUCGAUGGCUCGACGAUUAAUAACGGCACUUCUCUCGCACGCGGUGCUCAAGACUGACGAAGGUCACCAGCACGUGUCGAACAUGCUUGGCGUCAUCGACAUUCUCAUCAAACGCGGCGUCUUAGCCGAUGAGUCAGACUUAGCGCAGGAACUCCUUUCGGAUUUGCUUGAGUGCAUUCUCCCGACGCGAGCGUCUUCGUCCGAGCAAGACGAGUGGUCUGAAGUGCAAAAUGUUGAGUCACCGAUAUGUCGUCGCAACCUUUCGAGACUUUUGCACAUAUUCGACUCAAUCAUUUCCGACACGUCCGCGACAGCGGCCGCGCUUGGAGUACCGAGUGCCUCCGAUGCAAAGUCCAGCGUUAAGAAGAUCUCUUGGAGAUUUUACGACAACUUAUGGAACCUAUUAGAUGCGAUCUCUCCUCCUGGUCAUCCCGUGGACGCGCCCGAAGAGACGGCGGAUGCCGUAAAAUCCACAAACAUGGCUCAAAAGCUGCACAGGCGAGCGAAGAGUAUGAUUCGUGAUUUACCAUUUUCGAGCAAUAGCGAGAGCGAGUUUGAUAGCGUCGAAGCCGUUGAGGCUCUGCGCAAGACUUGUCAGCGAAUGGGAUUCAGGUUGACCUUACUUUACGUGCGAGCGAGCGCGCUCGAAGAGUUGCAGACAGCACUGAAUACGUGCAUUGGACUUCUACCAUCAUUUUUGGCCCCAGUCUUGGUCGACAAGGAUGGAAAAGCGAUGGAUACCGCGCCGCUAGGGAACAGAGCGCACUUGUUUAUCGCGGAUUUGAUGCGUUACGUCGAGUUUGCUAAAAAGAGUGAAGAUCCUGAUGCGUCAACACGGUCGCAGCUCGUCGUAAAUCUCGUUCGACUCGCAUCUGAGGUUGGUAGACUUCUGCUUUCAGAUUGCGCGAGCGUCGAGGAGUGCGCGCAUUUGGACGGCCGUGAUUUGAUUUCUGAACAAAAGGUGGCAGCCGCCGCAGCGAUCGAGGCCAAAGAGUCUAGGAAAGUCAAAGAGCUGCGCUCAAAAGUGAGUGAAAACUUUCUUUCCGAACGUACGCGGCACGAGCAAAGGCAAGCGCAAGCCGAGACGGCACUGUUAGAGACUCAUAAGUCUAAAUUGGGUCCGGUAAGCGAGCGCGAGCGCGCACGUCGCGCGAUGCAGCGUCUGACGUUUGAAGAACGUUGCGAUGUGCUCGCUCGUCGGUGGUCCGCGAUGUUGCGCGACUUACAAGGUGAGCGAGGCGCGUGGGCGGCUGAAAACUGUGAUGCAAAGGCGCACUGGAAACUCGACAAGUCUGAGGACUCAUCGAUGAGACGAUCUCGUUUGAAGCGCGAUUAUAAGUUUGUGCAGUACGAAGACAAUCAAAAAGGUGGCGAAUCAACAUUACAAAGCGAUGUACAAGAUAUCCAAGCGGUUCGCCUCGUCGGCAUGGGUCAAAAAUGGAAGAUGAAUUCGGAUAGCGACUACGUUGAUGUCGAUGAUGUCGCAGACGAACUCGCAGAAAAACUCGCUGUGGACAAGGAGAACGCGAUGCACAAUAGGAGUAAAGUCGUGUUCAGCACGCCGGCAUCACUCGUGACGCUCACGAGAACUGUACUGGGUAAGCUCAAUGUCAGUCGUGAUGCCGUUGUAUUUGCCGCCGAUCGUACGCAUGAGAGUGCGAAAGAUCAUCGAAAACGUUUCUGGCGAUGGAGCUUGAGUGAAAUUGUCGAG